AUGUUGAAUCAGGCGUCUAUUUCUCUACUGCUAGGCGUUGCUUCAUUGACCAACGCCCAGAGCUGCGGCGGCGGUGGCAGUUUCACCGUCAACAAUGUGCAGGAAAAUUUCGGUAGCUUGAGUCUGCAACCCAGAUCGGCAUCGCUAUUUCAUCAAGGCAAUGCCCAGAUCUGUAUUGUCAACCGAGCUCCGAAUACUGUUGUUACCAUUUCUGGCACUCAAAUCAAUGGGGCUAUUUCCGCCGUGCUGAAUAAAUGCUGCACAAAUGCUGGCAACUGCGGCGGUGGUCAGCAGAAGAUUACCGGGCCGAACGGAAAUGUGAUCGAUCUCUCCGUUCAGGCUCAGGGACAGAACUGCACCCCAUAA
This is a messenger RNA of Pochonia chlamydosporia 170, 366 nucleotides long. RefSeq lists its product as hypothetical. NCBI's taxonomy places the organism in Eukaryota, Fungi, Ascomycota, Sordariomycetes, Hypocreales, Clavicipitaceae. The transcript has 2 exons. The coding region runs from base 1 to 366 and encodes 121 amino acids. The record is from RefSeq and is a predicted model, not a curated record.